GACUGUUCAACUAAAAGCGUCAGAAAGUACUUGUGUUCAUUGGGUACCGGUCGAUGUACACGCCCAAUGGUACAACAAGCUCAAGAAAGAUGCCUUCUAAGAUGUAAACGCACGGAUCCAGCAGAAAACCAACCUAAUUGGCAACAAUCGUCCACAAGAAAAGAAGACAAGCAGUGGAGUGACGUAACCGAGCUACAAAGUGGAGAUUCCCAGUGUUUAUUUGACGACGUCUACCGUACCUUCACGCCUGUCUGGCAAGAAAGAAUCAUCAAGUUACUGAAGGAGGCGGUCGCAGAUUCAACCAUGUAACCACGUGACCUUUCCAAAGAGAGCUCGGUUUGUAUGGAGCGCCAUACAAAAAACGAUGGCAACAAAUCGAACAAACCUGGACGACACGUGGCGAUGGUUUUUAUUGUAAAAACCGCUUAUUAUUUCAAUACAUCUUUUAUCAUUUCUAUAAUUAAGAACUAGUUAAAUGUUGUUUGUCUCGGAACUACAAUCUGACUUUUUAAUCAACUUAUUAAUUCUUUGAUUUUAUCAUCAAAUGAGAUCUCAUUUAAAUGAAACCCUUUUCUUUUCAAGACCUGAGUACUUUGUGUAUAACUCUGGAUAACGUAAUUUUACCAUAUUGGUGUACUGUUAUACAACACCACACGUGGACACUGACAAAUGGAAAGGUGAUGACAACGAUUUUAAAGUAUAGCAUAUCUGUCAGAAUCUGUAAAUUUACUAAAUCAAACGCAAGUAAAUUGUUUCAAAUGUGAACUAUUUCUGACCUCCUUUUGAUAGGACAUUGUCUCCUAUCGAUCAGGUUUUAUUGAUAAUCAAUAUAAUUAUAAAUAAUAAUAUGUAUAGUAAUAAUAUGCGAAUACAGGUAUGAACAAGUUUGCCAAACAAUUCAAAUUGGAAGGCGCCACGGAGCCACUUAAUGGAACGCAUAGUCAGGGACAUGCCCUUAUUCAAAUAGUCUGAAUGUCUGACGUCACACCUCCAAGGAGUCUGAAUUUGCGGCUAGGGUUACUGGUGCUGAAACGGAACACAACUUGUUAAUCUAAUCGUCACAUUGUUUCUUUUUGAAUUAUCGGCUACUUUUCCCCAAUUUCAAAUGAUAAUAAUAUUUUGAAUAUCAAUAUUAACUUAUUUCCAUUGUCGUUUAGAAGGGUAGACAUGGGUAGAAGUUAUCGAAAUAUACGAAUCCGGUAUACGCCCUUCGCUCAACGCGUUUAUUCCUUCCCACCAUUUUAAUUGCACUGGCUUUGUCCCGGAAAAAUCGAUACCGCGACCGGCUAUAAAGGUGGCAAUAUUUAUCGGCCAACAUAAUACGUUGAUGCAUUUGUAGUGAGCUAUAACAAUUGCACAUAGAGUAAAAAAGUGCUGUAUAUUAGUGAGCUGCAAAUUCAUAACAAAGUUUUUUGUACGGACUCGCCCUUAAAGGGUCAGGUCAACAACAACAAAAUGGACAAGGUAAAAACAAUAUAUUUUCUCCCAUUUCAUUUCGGUCCCUCAAAACUUGAUUUCGUUCCCUCAAAACUUCUGUCUGAAAUAGUAUUUUGAGGUAAAAAAUUUUAAUUCGAGAUUUCAAGAUACCAUUUUCACGGGAAAGUAUGGACACACAUUUCCAUAUUCCCCAGAUCUCCUUAAACUGUUUUACUUUUUUUCCACCUGCCCCAUGUACACCAUUAAUUCGCAAUAGAGAAUAUUUAAACAAACCAAAAAAGCCCCACAUAAUCGUGCUUAGGUCAAACUGAUAAAUACAUGCACUUUACCACAUUCCCUUUCGCUUAAAGGAUUUGGAUACUUUUUCAAAAUGUCCAUAGAUUUACAUUAAACUUACAGGGUUUGAAGAUAAUGA
Asterias rubens (European starfish) is the source of this 1852-nucleotide messenger RNA. RefSeq lists its product as uncharacterized. Lineage: Eukaryota; Metazoa; Echinodermata; Asteroidea; Forcipulatida; Asteriidae. The transcript has 5 exons. Bases 67 to 309 code for a protein of 80 amino acids. The record is from RefSeq and is a predicted model, not a curated record.